Molecule: messenger RNA, 654 nt
Organism: Eutrema salsugineum
Lineage: Eukaryota; Viridiplantae; Streptophyta; Magnoliopsida; Brassicales; Brassicaceae
Exons: 6
Coding region: 73-528 (151 amino acids)
Source: RefSeq, a predicted model, not a curated record
CCUUGUUUGUUAGAAACCCUGGAUCGGUCAGGCGCUGCUUCAUAUAUAAGAUCCUCUGCAGGCGAUAAAAUUAUGGAGAGAUCUCAAGAUCGUCUCGACUCUGAUAGGGAUGGGAUCAGUGAAACGGAGUCAAAUUCGAGUGUUUCAUGUCCAUCACAGUGUGGAACCAGGAGUCGUGAAGUUAUCAAUGGUCGGUGCGAUAGAUGCUUAUCAGACUCUUCUCCUGUAGUAGUCACCACACUCAUGUGCUCUCACAAAUUCUGUGGGAAAUGUUUCAUAUGCAUCUGGUCAUACCAGAAGCUUGGAGAACCUUGUAUUUGUCCGAUUGAUGGAGAAAGGUUGAUAUGGUUACGUCCUGAUAGUCCUUACGUGCCUCAGGAUAUUAAUGCCCUCGUCCGCAUUUAUAAUCGUUAUUACAAUCCAAAGACUUCCCCGGCAAGACUUGAGCGCAAUUUGACAUGGCUUUACUAUUUGGAUACUGCUAUUGUUCUCGCUGGUGCAAUCGCGUACUGCAUCAAGCUUUCUUAGACUCAUAGUGGUGGACGAUAGUGGUUCCUCCUUAUUUCAGGCUCUUAGUUUAUCAUGAUAAUGUGUUAUCAUGCUUUUCUGUUUUAUGAUUGUCUUUCGUUCUGACAUUGUAUCCAUGCUUUUUUC